This is a messenger RNA of Enhydra lutris kenyoni (northern sea otter), 1817 nucleotides long. RefSeq names its product G protein-coupled receptor 21 (gene GPR21). The coding region runs from base 479 to 1528 and encodes 349 amino acids. Gene Ontology annotation, cellular component: membrane. NCBI's taxonomy places the organism in Eukaryota, Metazoa, Chordata, Mammalia, Carnivora, Mustelidae. The transcript has 2 exons. Gene Ontology annotation, biological process: G protein-coupled receptor signaling pathway. The record is from RefSeq and is a predicted model, not a curated record. Gene Ontology annotation, molecular function: G protein-coupled receptor activity.
CGGGGCUGAGGCACAUUCCUGCACUGCAAGGCUUUCUGUUAAGGAUGUGUUGUGGCUUUUGUUCGGAUUGCAGCAUGCAGAAUUACAGCUGUUCAGAGGAGACUCAUUACAACUCCUGCUGAAGCUCCUAAUCUUCCUCCCUUCUCUUCUGCCCUUACCCCUACCCUCAUUGGCCUGAAGACACUGUACCAGAGUUUGGCUUACUCCCCUGGUGCUAUGUGUAUGGUAAACCUGGUACUAUGGCCACAUCUGGGACUGGCCAGACAACUGCUGCUGGUUCUCCCUAUUCCAAGAAGGAUUUAAAAGGGAAUUGUACUGCAGGCAAUGCACCAGAGCAGCAUCAGGAGCUUGGGGACUAAGACUCCUCUGGCAUUAUUACAGACACACAGAGCUGACCGCAAUGACAGCAGCUGCUCCUUUGAACUGUUGGCAGCAGCCAAGCGGCAGCAUGAAGUGAGAGAUCACUCCCAAGCUCAAGAUGAACUCUACCUUGGAUGGUAAUCAGAGCAGCCACCCUUUUUGCCUCUUGACGUUUGGCAAUUUGGAAACUGUCGAUUUUUGCCUUUUGGAAGUGUUGAUUAUUGUCUUUCUCACUGUAUUGAUUAUUUCUGGCAACAUCAUUGUGAUUUUUGUAUUUCACUGCGCACCUUUGUUGAACCAUCAUACUACGAGUUAUUUUAUUCAGACUAUGGCAUAUGCUGACCUCUUGGUUGGGGUCAGCUGCCUGGUCCCUUCUUUAUCACUCCUCCACUACCCACUUCCAGUCGAGGAGUCUUUGACUUGCCAAGUAUUCGGUUUUAUAGUGUCCGUUCUGAAGAGUGUCUCCAUGGCCUCUCUGGCCUGUAUCAGCAUCGAUAGAUAUAUUGCUAUCACUAAACCUUUAACCUAUAAUACCCUGGUCACGCCUUGGAGACUACGUCUGUGUAUUUUCCUGAUUUGGCUGUAUUCCACCCUGGUCUUCCUGCCUUCCUUUUUCCACUGGGGCAAACCUGGAUAUCAUGGAGAUGUGUUUCAGUGGUGUGCAGAGUCCUGGCAUACCGACCCCUACUUCACCCUCUUCAUCGUGGUGAUGUUGUAUGCCCCGGCAGCCCUCAUUGUGUGUUUCACCUAUUUCAACAUCUUCCGCAUCUGCCAACAGCACACAAAGGAGAUCAGCGAAAGGCAAGCCCGCUUCAGCAGCCAGAGUGGGGAGACUGGGGAGGUGCAGACCUGUCCCGAUAAGCGCUAUGCCAUGGUCCUGUUCCGAAUUACUAGUGUAUUUUACAUCCUCUGGUUGCCAUACAUCAUCUACUUCUUGUUGGAGAGCUCCACAGGCCACAGCAACCGCUUCGCCUCCUUCUUGACCACCUGGCUUGCUAUUAGUAACAGUUUCUGCAACUGUGUCAUUUAUAGUCUCUCCAACAGUGUCUUCCAAAGGGGACUAAAACGCCUCUCAGGGGCCAUGUGUACUUCUUGCGCAAAUCAGACCAUAGCUAAGGACCCUUACACAGUUAGGAGCAAAGACCCCCUUAAUGGAUGCCAUAUCUGAAGUGGUUCAGACGCUCUGGGUCACUGUGGUGUGUAUGUGUGUUUGUGUGUUUCCUUUUUCUCUCUGUAUUCCUUUGCAAUAGGAAAUCUGGGACAAAAUAAUUAGACUCUAAGCAAUAGCAAACAAAUGAUCAUUCAAAAAUACCCUCUAAGUUUGCAGAAAUUAUUUUCUAAAAAGUGUUUUUGCAUCAGAAGAAUCAGGACGGUGAAGAUAAAUUGCUCUUGGUUCCAGGUUUUGUAAUGUCACAAAAAUGACUACAUUUUUAAGAUUUAAAAUAAAGCCAUAUCUA